This is a messenger RNA of Symbiodinium sp. CCMP2592, 1101 nucleotides long. The record is from the annotation of a GenBank genome assembly. NCBI's taxonomy places the organism in Eukaryota, Dinophyceae, Suessiales, Symbiodiniaceae.
AUGUUGGAGCUCAUGGCCAAUGGGUGGGGAUGCGGCGCUUAUGCGGGCACUCUUGAGCUGAUGGCAAGCUCAUGGUUGAUCUCUGACUUGCGGCUUGAGAUGUCAGAGAUGGACCAGCUGAUGCUCGAUGUUGCGAACAGUAACUCCUCGAAUCCCAUCGAAGACAUUGCAUGCAAGUGGAUCCGCUCCACCGACAGAUGGAGAGAAUGGAUCCCAGUUGUGACGAACUGUGGCCCGGGUUUCGGAUUUGCAAACGACGAGGGAGAGCACGUGCUCACACGGGCCGACGCCACUGGCUGCUCCCUUUGCCAGCCUGGUUCAUGGUCCGAGCUCUAUUCCGACGGGGACGGUGUCUCCCAUCGGUGCAUCCAGUGCUCGCAAGGGACGUUCCAAAACGAGGCUGGUGAGCUGAAGUGUGCAAAGUGCGCGCCCGGCUCGGUGAGCUCGACUACAGGAGCUGUUGAGUGCGAGCUUUGCACAGUGGGCAGAUAUGCCAACAGCAGCGGCAUGACCGAGUGCACCGCUUGCGACCCGCGCAAUCCAGAACUGACCACGAUCCAUGAAGUUGAUCUGGAUGGACGAGUGGAGCGGCUACAGUUUAAGGGCGCGUCCUCGGCAGAGUUCUGCACCUGUCCUGCGAGCAGCUUCCUGUACAAGGGCAAAUGCGAGAGCUGCCAGAGAGGCGCCAGCUGCCCAGGUACCGGCAAGAUAACUCUCAAUCCAGGGUUCUGGUCAGCAGAGGAGGAUCCCGGGUCGGUCUUCCAGUGCUUUGACACACCCGGCCGGUGUCCCGGUGGAGAACCUGGGAUGUGUGCCUUGGGCAGGGACACAGACAGCUUGGCCUGCAGUCUCUGCCUACCUGGUUGGUAUGAGCAGAUGGGUGUCUGCACCGAGUGUCGGAGCAGCGAUUACGUGUUCAUUGCAGGGACGAUGCUCGUGGUGACGACGGCCUUGGGCGUGCUGCAUUUCACGGUCCUGGGAACAGGAGGAAAAAACCGGCGAUCGUCGCAAAGCUUGAUUAUGACGGGCCUGGCCUUGUCUCAGAUGACAUUUUUCCUACAGGCCGGAAGUAUCCUUGAGCCGCUUUUCAGAUACCGUUAA